CAAAAGUCCGUUGAACGCAAUUGGUUGCUGCUCGCAUGCGGGUGGUCCAUAGUGUGUGCAGGGGCAGCCUCCUGCAGUGGGAACAGUCAGCUUGCAGUUUGCCUUGCAGAUAAAGUUAAACUGACCAGACAGGUUCGGUUACAAGCGUUUUCAGUAGAUGAACUGUGAGAGUGCUCUAAUGCCAGCCUGGUUGCUGUCCCCUCAGUGUGUGUGGAUGCUGUCAGUCCUGUGUAGCUCUGACCUGUGUUGGGGCUUUGUCUUCGGCCGGCCCAAACGCUCAGGAGAAGAUGGGACCUCAGCCAGGACAGACACUCGCUCUGGCUCCCAGUACGUGCCAACGUCUGGCUCCUGCAGGAACAGAUGUUUUGAACUGGUGGAGGUGGAGCCCCCAAACUGUCGAUGUGACAACCUGUGUAAGACCUACAACAGCUGCUGCUCCGACUUUAACCAGCUCUGCCUCCGGACGGAGGGAGGUUAUGAGUGCAGCAAGGAUCGAUGUGGCGAGACCCGAAACGAACAGCAUGCCUGCCACUGCUCUGAUGACUGCCUCUCCAAAGGAGACUGCUGUACCAACUACAAGAAACUGUGUAGAGGAGACCCCUCAUGGCUGCAGGAUGAAUGUGAGGAAAUCAAGACCCCCGAAUGUCCUGCUGGGUUUGUGCGUCCACCACUCAUCAUAUUGUCAGUGGAUGGGUUUAGAGCUUCUUACAUGAAGAGAGGGAACACCAUCAUACCCAACAUUGAAAAACUUCGAACAUGUGGAACCCAUGCUCCGUACAUGAGGCCUGUUUAUCCUUCUAAAACCUUCCCUAACCUCUACUCAAUAGCAACAGGUCUCUAUCCAGAGUCUCAUGGCAUCGUUGGAAACUCCAUGUAUGACCCAACAUUUGAUGCAACUUUUAACCUGAGAAGCAGAGAAAAACUGAACCAUCGUUGGUGGGGAGGACAACCUAUCUGGAUAACAGCCCUCAGACAGGGAAUGAAAGCUGCUACCUUCUUCUGGCCCGUGGCCAUUCCUUUGGAGAGGAGGAUACUGACCUUGCUGCAAUGGCUCCAUCUCCCUGAACCAGAGAGGCCCUAUGUUUAUGCCGUGCAUUCCGAGCAGCCAGACAUAUAUGGACACAAAGUGGGCCCGAUGAGCACAGACCUUAACAAUCCUCUGAGGGUGAUUGAUCGGAUUGUGGGCCAGCUGAUGGACGGACUCAAACAGAUGAAACUGCACCGAUGUGUCAACAUCAUCCUGGUGGGGGAUCAUGGUAUGGAAGAAGCUCACUGUGAACGCACAGAGUUCCUCAGUAACUACUUGACCACUGUUGAUGACAUCAUCCUUAUCCCUGGGUCUCUUGGCAGAAUACGCCCCAGAUAUCCCAGCAACGUCAAACAUGACCCCAAGGCUGUUGUUGCAAAUCUAACAUGUAAGAAGGCAGAGCAGCACUUUAAGCCAUACCUGAAACAGCACCUGCCUAAGAGGCUGCACUACGCCAACAACCGGCGUAUCGAAGACAUUCACCUGCUGGUGGAGAGGAAGUGGCAUGUUGCCAGGAAAGUUCCUGAGGGGAGGAGGCACUGUGGCUUCUCAGGAGACCAUGGAUAUGACAAUAAGAUCAACAGUAUGCAGACUAUUUUCGUGGGCUAUGGACCUACAUUUAAAUUCAAGACUAAAGUUCCAGCCUUUGAAAACAUUGAACUAUAUAACGUCAUGUGUGAUCUCCUGGGUCUAAAACCUGCUCCCAACAACGGAACCCAUGGCAGUCUGAACCACCUGCUGAGAACCCCCACCUUCAGACCCACCAUGCCAGAGGAGGUGUCCAGGCCAACAACCUCCAAUCUCGUUCCUAUGGUAACAAAUGACCUAGGCUGCAGCUGCGAUGAAAAGUUGCGUGUAAAAAGUAGGGGCCAGAGAGGUUUGAAAGUGACCCUUGUACGAGGCUAUAACCUGGAGUCACUCUGGCUCUGUCUCUUACAGAACAAAGUGGAGGAGCUAAACCGACAAUUGAGGCAAGCUAUUGAUGACAGCAGGAACCUGCCAUACGGUCGACCUGCUGUCCUCUUCCGUGCCAAAUACACCAUCCUCCACCACAGCGACUACAUCAGCAGCUACAGUGAAACUCUCUUCAUGCCCCUCUGGACAUCCUACACCAUCAGCAGACAGGUAGAGUUGUCUCCUCUGCCUGAAACUCUGUCCAACUGUGUGAGACCAGAUGCCAGAGUCCCACCAGCCUUCAGCCAGUCAUGUUCCAACUACAGAGCAGAGAAACACAUCUCAUAUGCCUUCCUGUAUCCUCCGCAGCUGUCCUUAAACUUGGAGAAAAAACAUGAGGCUGUCCUUAUCACCAACACUGUGCCCAUGUAUCCUGCAUUUAAGAGAAUAUGGGCCUACUUUCAGAGAGCACUGGUGAAGAAAUAUGCCACUGAGAGAAACGGAGUGAACGUUCUUGUUGGACCCAUAUUUGACUACAACUCUGAUGGAGUCAGAGACUCGGCGGAGACAAUCAGAGAGUACGUGAGUGGAAACAUCCCCAUCCCUUCUCAUUACUUUGUGGUCCUGACCAGCUGCUUAGGCUUCACACAGAGUGCAGACUCAUGCAAUGGUCCACUCAGCAGUGCUGCUUUCAUCCUGCCGCACCGACCCAACAAUGAUGAGACCUGCAAUAGCUCUGAGGAUGAGUCUCGCUGGGUGGAGGACCUCAUGAAGAUGCACACAGCUCGGGUCAGAGACGUGGAGAUCCUCACUGGCCUGGACCUGUACAGAAGAACCAGCCGGAGCUAUACUGAAAUCCUCUCUUUAAAAACGUACAUGCACACUUAUGAGAGCGAGAUCUGACCUCUGCUGACUCUCUUUGUCCAACUGUGGUUAAUGAAUGUGGCAUCAUGAAGACAUUCAGUCUCCUGCGUCACACUGACCAGCACCAGUGGCUCUGCACUGAGCAUUUGCUUUCAUCUCCAUCUGUUUUCAUACAGCCUUAACACCACUGAGCUUCCCGCAGGGAUAUAGAACUGUUCCAAAACUGUGCAAAAGUCUUCAGUCAUCCCUGAUCUCACCUUUCCUUUGGAAGCCAGAAGUUUCUUUUCAGUUCCCUUGAUAACUUUCUAGAGUUGCAGAAAUACAACUUUAAAUUCUCUUGGCACCUUAUUACAAACAGCGUACUCGAAAAACACAAUUUGUUCUCAUUUUCUCUGUAAGCUACAAAAACAAUAGAGUUAUCACAGUUUGACAGAUAUAAUAAUCAUAUUUUUGGACUGAAGUGGCUCCUUAACAGCUAUUCGGUUACACCUUCACACUUUGUUGCCCUUGCACCCAUAAGCCAAAGUUGGUUUCCAAAGAAUUCCCCCUGCAGCAGCACCAGGUAUGGAUUAAUUGUUUCAGAACAUUUAACAAAUGUUAAUAUCCAACAAAUGUAUUCUGAGUAAAUAAAAAUAGCCAUUUUCAAAUUAUGAUAUAAUUUAUUCAAGUAAAACUCUAUCUUAAGCAAAUCUGGUCCUACUUGAAUAAAAUAUAUCUAACUGAUAUCUCCACUAAGUGUGCAUGAUAACUGGUGAUGUUUUUCCAUCACUGUGGAUGAAUUUCUGCCCACUCUGCUUUACAUAAUUGUUUUAAUUCAGAUACAUUGGAGGGUUUUCCAGCAUGAACGGCUUUUAGUGCAACAGCAUUUCAGUUCAAUAUAAGUCCAUAGCUUGUCUAGUUCACAUCAAAACCUACACUUGUUUAAGGUCCUAAGGCAGCAAAGAAGCCUCAGACCAUAGCUCUACCACCAUGUUUGACUGUAGGUAUAUUAUAUUAUGUUUUUGUUCUGUAUUCGUUUUACAUCAGAUGCAACGAGACGCUCACCUUCCAGAAAGGUCAUCUUUUGUCUCAUCAGUCCCAAGAAGAUUUUUCCAAAAGUCUUAGAGAUCAUCAAGAUGUUUUUUUUUCCCUAACUAUAGAGCAUUUGAUGUUCUUUUGAGUUCCUCUAUGACCUCAUGGAUGAGUUGUUAAGCUCAAAGUAGUUUUGGUAGUCUUGGAAGAUUCUCCAUUGUUCCAUGUUUUCUCCAUCUGUGGAUAAUGGUUGUCACUGUGGUUCUCUGGAGUCUUAAAGCCUUAGAAAUCUUGAAUUUCUUUAGAUUGGAGCAUGAUGUGUUGCUGUUUGAGAUCUUUUAACCUACUUCAUGUUGUUAGACAGGUUCUUUUUAAGGUAUGUAUUGAUUGUACAGGUCAGACUGGAAUCAGGUCUUUAUGUGGCUCGUGAAUCUGAACUCUAAUUUACAAAAAAACUGAAUUAACUGAGGUUAAUUCAUGAUUUAACAACGGGGUUAAUAAGUCUUUCCACAUAUGGCCAGGUUGGUUUGGAUAUUUUUCUACCCUUAAUAAAUAAAACUACCGUUUGAAAAGAGUUUUUUGUAUUUACAGGCUAUCUUUGUCUGAUAUUAACAUUAGCUUGAUGAUCUGAAACAUUUAAACGUGACAAUAAAAGCAAAUAUAGAAGAACCUGGUUGAGGGCCUUUUUUUACAGCACUGUAAUACAGGUUAUUUUAAGAACAUACACAGUAUUAACACAGGUCAAAUUUAGCACAUUCAAAUGACCAACCUCUAAAGAGUAUCAAACAAAUGGUAAACUAGUGGCUUUUUAUAAUAUUCGCGACGCCAGGCAUUUUUAUAUUCAUUAGCUGGCUGUAUUAGUUCAGGCUCUACCAUACAGUCACAGUCAUUUCUUUCAUAAAUGUAGCUGUACAUUAAUAUUCUAAUUACCUUCUUCAGUUCUGCAGAGAGGAGCCUAUGUCCAGGGAUAAGUGUGUGAUAAGUGAGGUACACCCUGUGCAGGUCACCAGGCUGACCACCUUGCACACACUCAAACUUGAGGGCAAUAGAGUUUCCUUAGAAGCUGUGAGAUCUGUUCCAGCUACAGAUCGAUCUCUCACUUUAUCAGGGUUUAACAUUUCAACAGGUCAACAUGGACUCAGUCUGGCUUGAGGUUAUCCAAUAAACUUGAUCUGUAUCCCACCCUUUAUAAUGACUCCUAUACUUUUUAAUGUGGAAUGGUGCUGAUAUAUCUGUUUGUGAGUGUGUGUGCAGGCUGUGAUAGAUAUAACAUGUUGGUCUGUGGAUAUUUGACUUGUAUGUGUGUGUGUGUGUUGUGACUUUGGUUUGUGCACAGUAACAUUUAUGUUUAUUAUAAUGAAUGUGUUUAAGCCAAAAUCACCAGCUAUGAGAAUAGUUAUUUAUGUGUUAUGUAUGUGUUUUCUCAGAAAUAAAUGUUUUCAGUAUAUAUGGUGAACAAGA
This is a messenger RNA of Girardinichthys multiradiatus, 5257 nucleotides long. It is a transcript of the gene enpp2, whose product is annotated as ectonucleotide pyrophosphatase/phosphodiesterase 2. The record is from RefSeq and is a predicted model, not a curated record. Gene Ontology annotation, biological process: phosphatidylcholine catabolic process; immune response. Lineage: Eukaryota; Metazoa; Chordata; Actinopteri; Cyprinodontiformes; Goodeidae. Bases 158 to 2824 code for a protein of 888 amino acids. The transcript is spliced from 24 exons. Gene Ontology annotation, molecular function: calcium ion binding; scavenger receptor activity; polysaccharide binding.